AUGGAGAAGGCAAUGCAAAUGACUGGAGAAACCUUAACCGAAGAACAAAUCAAAACACUGAAAAAAACUUUCCAAGCCAUAGAUCUGGACAGGGACGGGCGGAUAGGUGAACGCGAUCUCAAUAUGGCGUGCCGGAAGUUGGGAAUCCUGCUGUCACGUGACGAGCUCAAGGCGAUGAUCAAAGAGGCCGACAAGGACAGAAACGGUUUCAUAGAGUAUCGCGAGUUUGAGCGACUCAUGGCACCACGGCUGAUCAUUGCCAACUUCAAAACCAAGCAGCUACAGUUGCAGUUCCGGCGAUUUGACAAAGACGGAGACGGUUUCAUUACAGGAGAAGAGAUACGCACGGUUCUAAGAAGUGAAGGGGUCGAAAUCACAGAUGAGGAGUUAACCCAACUUAUUAUAGAGGGAGAUACAAACGGGGACGGUAAAAUAAGCUUCGAAGGCAUCGGGAAGACUGGACACGUCGGAGCCGUCCGAUGA
This is a messenger RNA of Dreissena polymorpha, 483 nucleotides long. RefSeq names its product calmodulin-alpha-like. Gene Ontology annotation, molecular function: calcium ion binding. The transcript has 5 exons. The record is from RefSeq and is a predicted model, not a curated record. The coding region runs from base 1 to 483 and encodes 160 amino acids. Lineage: Eukaryota; Metazoa; Mollusca; Bivalvia; Myida; Dreissenidae.